UACGCUACAUGAUUACACUAACAAAAUGUCUAUAGUAAUCAUUUAUGUAGAGUUAGAGAAAUUUCUUUAAGAAUCUAAAGAAGGACAUGAUUAUGUCGAUUCUUGGUAAGAAGAACUUUUUUGAAAGACUCUCCGGCAGUCAUUUGACGCGAGAGGCGCCGAGAAUAGAAGCUACCAAUAACGGAAUGCCGUCUAUUGUGAUCAGCAAUAAGGUCACUGCUCUUUCCCUGAUCCCUACUCUUCAAAAUGACACUCUGCAAAAGGCUUUGGAGGAAUUCCAAUGCUUGACUCUCAACGAAAUUAUGGACUGCAAUCAUCGAAAGAUCACACUGCCUACGUUUGCGAACGGAUUUAUGCGAAAGGCUGUACUAGAUAGCGAAAAUGGAGCAGCAGCUGCCGCGACUCCGGGUCAGUUACUUGCAGGAUGGCCAGACACGUGUCUGUUGAUUUCUAGCUGGUUGGGUCACGUGGAGAUUGCCAAGGCUUUACUAGACAAAGGCGCGCCAGUUUCUACGAGUGACUGCGAUGGAAGAACACCAUUGCAUCUGGCAGCUUGUGCCACGUCCGUAAAACUUGUGGAGCAGUUACUGAAACACGGUGCUGAUCCGUGCAAAUGGGAUCUCGGAAAGAAAUGCACCCCGUUACAUUGUGCUGCAGCGGCGAGUUGCGUCGCUACCGUCAAAUCUCUGAUCAAAUCGGGCGCAAAUGUAGACGCCGGAUUAUCCGGUAAAAGCCCGCUUCAUUAUGCCGUGUUAAACAACGCCGGAGAUUGUGUCGAGGCUCUACUGCAAGCAGGUGCUUGUCCCAAUAAUCCACAGGUUUACACAGAGACACCUCUGCACGUGGCGACUAGUUUAGGCAAUGUGCGUUGCACCAAAUUACUAUUGAAUCAUGGAGCGGAUGUGAGAGUGCAACUGGGAGUCGCGAGAUCGACACCUCUGCAUCUGGCAGCCGAAGAGGGAAGCGUGGAGUGUACUAAGCUGUUGCUAAAUGCUGGUGCGGCCUGGGAAGCGAAGAACUCACGUGGUCAGACGGCGAUGCAUCUUGCAGCGCUUGCACAAUCUAUAGAAACGUUAAAUGUAUUAAUAAAUGCUGGUGCAAAAGUCAACGAGGAGGACGACGAUGGGCGAACUCCUCUACAUGCUGCAGUUGCAAAAGCCUUGAGGAGCGGAGAACUGGUCAAGACUUUAAUACAGGCAGGCGCUUCGGUCAACAAGGCGGACAAAUUCGGCUAUACGCCAUUGCACAUCGCGGCCUUGAAUGAGAGCUCGCCCACGGUGAUGCUGCUACUAUCGAAGGGCGCCGAUAUGACGGCGCGCACCAAGGGUGGCGUUACAGCUCUUAGCUUUAUUAUACGUCGCACCCCAGAUGUAUUACCACUCUUUGUGGCACGCUUCGAUCAGGCGAUUUCGCUGCACGAUCAUGAACUGGGCGACGUAGACUGCGAGUUGCGACUGGACUUCCGGCCGUUGGUGCCAGGCGGUCGUGGUGAGACGGAUCUGAUGCUCUGCCUGGUAGAAGUUGGUCAGGGUCACGUGCUGAAGCAUCCGUUGUGUGAGAGUUUCCUUUACCUCAAGUGGCUGCGUAUCCGCAAGUUCUUCUUACUCAGCCUGAUGUUUCACUCGAUCUUCGUUGCCCUCUUCACUGGUUAUGUUGGAGCAACGUAUCUCUGGCACGUGAAACGGCUCAGUAAUGUCCUUUUCUGGCCAGUACUGGGCUUCACCUGUGUGCUUGCAGGCAAGGAAUUUUUUCAAGUUGCUCAUGGUAUCUAUUGCUACGCCAAACGUUGGGAGAAUUGGCUGCAGUGGAGCGUGAUCAUGGCAUCCGGCAUUAUCCUGAUUCCGUCAGCCUAUACUUGGCAGCAUCACGUUGCCGCUCUGGGUGUCCUGCUGGUUUGGAUCGAAUUAAUGAUAGUGGUCGGUCGCUUUCCUAUGUUCGGCAUCUAUGUACAGAUGUUCACUCAAGUGUCCAUCAACUUCUUCAAGUUUCUCGCAGCCUACAUUUGCCUCAUAGUCGGCUUCUCCCUUGGCUUUAGCGUGCUACACAAGAACUACAAGGCCUUCGCUGAUCCAUUGGUCAGUCUACUCAAGACAAUGAUCAUGAUGUCGGGCGAGCUCGAGUUCGAGGAUGUCUUCUUCGACGAAAAAGCGCCGCUCCAAUAUCCUGGUACAGCCCACUUGAUGCUUCUCAGCUUCGUUAUUCUAGUGACAGUGAUCCUGACGAAUCUGAUGGUCGGUCUAGCCGUAUCGGAUAUUCAAGAACUGCGCAGAUGCGCUGGUCUUGAUAGACUAGUGCGUCGUGCCGAGUUAGUGGCUCAUCUCGAGAAUAUGCUGUUCUCCAAACUUCUGGAUCGGGCUCCGGCAUGGAGCGUAAUACAGGCAUGCAGAAGAGGCGCUCUGCUAUUACAUCCACCGUAUCAUUGCGCCUUGCACAUUCGACCGAAUGAUCCACGUGAAAAACGUUUACCGCGAGAUCUCAUCCGAGCAAUAUAUCGCUUGGUUAGUGAGAGAAAAACGCGGCGGACAACAUACAGAGGCAGUGUGCCACCGUUACCACGAAAUGCGAAUACCACGGUGGAUUCGAGCCAUACAAGACUCAGUAGGAUGUACAGCAACGAGAGCAAUCAGCAACAGCUAAAUGAGCUGGCAGCCGAAUUGAAGAGAUGCUCGUACAACAUCAGCACUAGGCUGGACAGUUUGACCAAUAAAGUGGAAAGUAUUGUUAAGGACAUGGACAUGUCGCCUAACUAG
This is a messenger RNA of Trachymyrmex septentrionalis, 2750 nucleotides long. Its product is annotated as transient receptor potential channel pyrexia-like. The record is from RefSeq and is a predicted model, not a curated record. Lineage: Eukaryota; Metazoa; Arthropoda; Insecta; Hymenoptera; Formicidae. Gene Ontology annotation, biological process: monoatomic ion transport; transmembrane transport. Bases 87 to 2750 code for a protein of 887 amino acids. The transcript has 6 exons. Gene Ontology annotation, molecular function: monoatomic ion channel activity; protein binding. Gene Ontology annotation, cellular component: membrane.